AUGCACCCAAAUUACACAGACGCCACACCGAUCUCCUAUAGCCAUUCUGAUCCCAUGCAGACUGACUUUCAGGAUCCGCCCCCACCCACCCAGUCAUCUCAUCCUCACCCCAACUCCUCCUUCACUUACCAGCAUUAUCUUGACCUUCGCCAGAAUAUUCCUUCUCUUCAGCAGACCAUGACUGGUCUUCGCCUAGAUUAUCAACUUUAUAGCUCUCAGGUUACUGACUAUCUUGACGAGAUCUUAGGUUUACAUGACGAUUUCACCUAUUUCCGCGACGAUUUCUUCCGUCACUAUGCAACCCCGUCAGAGUAG
This is a messenger RNA of Lactuca saligna, 315 nucleotides long. NCBI's taxonomy places the organism in Eukaryota, Viridiplantae, Streptophyta, Magnoliopsida, Asterales, Asteraceae. The record is from the annotation of a GenBank genome assembly.